This is a messenger RNA of Paramisgurnus dabryanus, 1686 nucleotides long. The record is from RefSeq and is a predicted model, not a curated record. NCBI's taxonomy places the organism in Eukaryota, Metazoa, Chordata, Actinopteri, Cypriniformes, Cobitidae.
AUGGCAGCGAGGGAGGAUGUCUUUUGUCCCAAGAGAGCCUCCCAGCUACUACCACAUCGGUCAUGGGACUGCGUGAUUUACUUCCUGUCGGGUGAUCCAGUGUCAAAAGGAAAGAUCUAUUCUCUCAACAUCCCCGAACAAGAAGAGAAAUCAGAAACUUCACUGCUUCACAUGUUUACAAUUAAAAUGUGUCCAAUAAUGGUUACUUUGAGAAUUGGAGUUAUUUUCUUUUGUCAGGUAUUAUUGUGUGGAUUUGCGGAGUCGCCAUGCACACCUGGAUUUGAUUCAGAGUUAUUUGUGUUUAAAGUGCGCAGAAAGCAUCUUCACAAAGAGACACGAGUCGGAGAAGUAAUCUUUAAUGCCUGUGAUGAAAGAUCGAGAACACUUUUUCAGUCGGGUUACAAGCGGUUCAGUGUGAGAACAGAUGGAAGUGUAACACUGGAGACACCGGUGACUCUUCAUGAUGGAUAUAUGAUGUUUGAUGUACACGCUUGGGACUCCAGUGGUAUGAAGCACACAGCAUCUGUCAGAGUUGAAUGUACUGCAGACCAUCAUGAGGAUCAUCACAUGAAUAUCUCCACUCCACAGAUGGACACAUUCCCUGAUGAUUUUGUUAUGAGGUUUCCAAGGUCUUUAGCAGGUGCAGGUCCAGAUGGAGGUGUGCGUGCAGGUGCAGGUGCAGCAGCUGCAGGUGGAGGUGUGCGUGCAGGUGCAGGUGGAGGUGCACGUGCAGGUGCAGGUGGAAGUUGGCUAUCAGCUUUUGAAGAGCCAGCAGUAGUGAGAGUCAUUAUCAAAGUGAUUGACAAAAAUGAUAAUAAGCCUCAGUUCACUCAAAAUCAUUUUAAUGGAAACGUCCCUGAAGCUGCUACUAAAGAUUAUGAUUUUAUGACGGUCACAGCCACUGAUGCAGACGAUCCAAAUACUCCCCAUGCUGAAGUCAGAUACAAAAUUAUCAGCCAAGAUCCACCAUCACCAAAUCCAAAUAUGUUUGCCAUCAAUGCUGUAACCGGAGGGAUUCGUGUGAACAGUGAAGGCCUGAAUAGAGAGAAAUGGUCCAAAUAUACUUUGACCAUUCAGGCUGCAGACAUGAAAGGAGAGGGUCAUGCAACAACUGGCAAAGCUGUUAUUAUUGUCACUGACAGCAAUGAUAAUCCACCUCAAUUUGAUCAAGACACGUACACUGUAUCUGUCCUAGAGAAUCUAGUUGGAAUUGAAGUUGCCAAACUCACAGUUACUGAUGGAGAUGAACCUGAAUCACCUGCCUGGUCAACCAAGUAUAAGAUUAUCAGUGGUGAUGAAGGAGUUUUUAAUAUCAGUACUGGACCCAGUCAGCUGGAGGGAAUCAUCACCACUGUGAAGCCGCUGGACUACGAGAUGAUCAAGCAGUACAUUUUGUCUGUGAUUGUUGAGAACAAUCAUCCGUUUGUCGGCCCUUUGCCCACCUCCACUGCCACAGUCACUGUCAAUGUGAAUAAGGAUUUCAUGGAGUACAGGUUCUGUCUGUGAUCAUUGAGAACGAUUAUCUGUUUAUCAGACCUUUCCCAUAUCCACUGCCUCAGUCAGCAUGAAUAACAAAAGCAGAUGUGAAGUUACAGCACACAACUGUAUUGAACUGAUUGAUUUACUUUGGCUUUUAAACAUAUAAUCUGUGUUAUAUUCCAUAUCAUGAUCAUUGCAAGCAUUGCC